UUCCCGUAGGUGAGGGGUUUAUUCGGGCCAAGAGGUAGGGCGUGCCGGCUAGGAGGGGGAACCCCUUAGUCUGGCUUGAUGACCCAUUAACACUUUGCUAUCUUUUCCUUAUCUCGUGACGUUGAUUCUGAGCCUGGAACAGCUGCUGCCAGCCGUGCGAAAAGACAGGAGCAUUUUUCAGGGACAGGGGUGGGGCGCUUGGCGGCUCCUCCACGUAUCCUUUCCCUGUGCAAGCAGCGAGAAGGGCAAGCCUCACCCCUCCCUGGGCCCCAGCCUGGCUCGCCCCGCUGCUCUUUCCCGGAACUCUCAUCACCUUCCAGCAUCCCCCCUCCCACACACACACCCUUUUCCUAAUUCCCUGCCCCCACCCUAAGGGUGGGACAGCCUGACCUUGAGAUGUCCUUGAGGACUGAAUGGCCCAAUCUCUUCUAUCUAAUCUUGGAACUGAUCCUCCUCUUCCCACCAGGGUGGAGGCACACAGAACUUUGCCCUUCUUUGGGCUCUCUCGGAUGAAGGUGGUGGGGUCUCUGGCCCCUCCCCAUGCCCUGGGAACUCUAAAAUCCUCUGGUUGUUCGGUUUUGUUUCUAGGCAAGGUGACCCCCAUGGCAAAGCGCAAGCCAGAUGGGUCCAGCUUCAACAUGACCCGCCUGUCCCUGGCUCUGGCAUUUUCCUUUCCCCCGGGUGCCAGUGCGCAAACCCAACCUCAGCUGGGCACCACCCAGCAGCAGACAGAGUUAGGAAAGGAACUUGCUGCCACCAGCACCAUGCCCUACCCGUAUCCAGCGCUGACCCCAGAGCAGAAGAAGGAGCUGUCGGACAUCGCUCACCGCAUUGUGGCCCCGGGCAAGGGCAUCCUGGCUGCAGAUGAGUCCACAGGUAGCAUCGCCAAGAGGCUGCAGUCCAUUGGCACAGAGAACACGGAGGAGAACCGGCGUUUCUACCGCCAGUUGCUGCUUACCGCUGAUGACCGUGUGAACCCCUGCAUCGGAGGCGUCAUCCUCUUCCACGAGACCCUCUACCAGAAAGCCGAUGAUGGGCGUCCCUUCCCACAAGUGAUCAAGUCCAAGGGUGGUGUUGUGGGCAUCAAGGUGGACAAGGGCGUGGUACCCCUGGCAGGAACUAAUGGCGAGACCACCACUCAAGGGCUAGAUGGGCUGUCGGAGCGCUGUGCCCAGUACAAGAAAGAUGGAGCCGACUUUGCCAAGUGGCGUUGUGUGCUGAAGAUUGGGGAGCACACCCCCUCAGCCCUGGCCAUCAUGGAGAAUGCCAAUGUUCUGGCCCGAUAUGCCAGCAUCUGCCAGCAGAAUGGCAUUGUGCCCAUCGUGGAACCAGAAAUCCUUCCCGACGGAGACCAUGACCUGAAGCGCUGCCAGUAUGUCACUGAGAAGGUGCUGGCCGCUGUGUACAAGGCCCUGAGCGACCACCACAUCUACCUGGAAGGCACCCUGCUGAAGCCCAACAUGGUCACCCCAGGUCACGCCUGUACCCAGAAGUAUACCCAUGAGGAGAUUGCCAUGGCAACCGUCACUGCGCUGCGCCGCACAGUGCCCCCUGCCGUCACUGGAGUCACCUUCCUGUCUGGAGGCCAGAGUGAGGAGGAGGCGUCCAUCAACCUCAAUGCCAUCAACAAGUGCCCCCUCCUGAAGCCUUGGGCCCUCACCUUCUCCUACGGCCGCGCCCUGCAGGCCUCAGCCCUGAAGGCCUGGGGUGGUAAGAAGGAGAACCUGAAGGCAGCCCAGGAGGAAUACGUGAAGCGUGCCCUGGCCAACAGCCUCGCCUGUCAAGGAAAAUACACCCCAAGCGGCCAGGCCGGUGCUGCCGCCAGCGAGUCCCUCUUCAUCUCUAACCACGCCUACUAAGCCAAGGUGUCCUCAGGCCGCCCCCACUCAACACUCCAGGCUUCCGCCCCCUCCCCCCUGCACAUUCACUCUUGAAGAGGGGCUUCAUGUGGGGGUUCCAGGCUGGGUUUCCCAUCACUCUUGCCUCCCUUGUGACUUUGGUUUGUGGUGUUGUCUGUGAACGCUAACUAUCACUUUCUCCAGCCCACUGCCAAUAAACAGCUAUUUAAGGGGGA
This is a messenger RNA of Ochotona curzoniae (black-lipped pika), 2074 nucleotides long. It is a transcript of the gene ALDOA, whose product is annotated as aldolase, fructose-bisphosphate A. The record is from RefSeq and is a predicted model, not a curated record. NCBI's taxonomy places the organism in Eukaryota, Metazoa, Chordata, Mammalia, Lagomorpha, Ochotonidae. Gene Ontology annotation, molecular function: fructose-bisphosphate aldolase activity. The coding region runs from base 414 to 1859 and encodes 481 amino acids. Gene Ontology annotation, biological process: glycolytic process; fructose 1,6-bisphosphate metabolic process. The transcript has 8 exons. Gene Ontology annotation, cellular component: cytosol.